UCGGCCCCGCAGCAUUCGGCUACAGGACCGCGACACUGCAGGGCCCCGGCUCUGCGCGCUGCGCUCCGGCCGCUCGGCGCGGGAGGACGCGCGGUCGCGCCUGCCUCGGUGGCCGCGCGGGGUGGGAGCAUUUCAGAGCGCACAAGCCAUGGUGGCCAAACAGCGGAUCCGGAUGGCUAACGAGAAGCACAGCAAAAACAUCACCCAGAGGGGGAACGUAGCCAAAACCCUGAGGCCGCAAGAGGAGAAAUAUCCUGUGGGACCAUGGCUGUUGGCACUGUUUGUUUUUGUUGUCUGUGGCUCAGAAAAAGUGUGUUUUCCAGAGGUUCCUGAUGUGCAGCCAUCCUGGGUCUUGCUCCCAGAUGGAGAAAGACUUGACCCAGCCACAGGCUGCCUCUUGGUUGGGCCACCGGUGUCCCCACCCACCCGCCCUGGACACUUGCUCCAGGACAGACUUGAAUUCGCCAUAUUUGCAGGUCAACCACAUAAACUGGCCUUUCCUGGAGACUGCCAGAACUUUCUCAAAGUUGUAACAUCCAGAGGGAGUCACCCCACCCCCAAGACCGGCAACUGAGAUGUUUAAAGGAACUGGCUGGCCCUGAAGGAAAGACUGAGGCCAUUCAUCUGCUCUGGAGUUCAUCCUCGGGAUCUGAGAUGCACAGCCUGAAGACAUCUCAUCAGCCAUCGGCUCCCUUAAGAGGACCUACUUUGUGCCAUACCUGGUCGCUGUUAUCCUGGAGCUUAUAGUCUAAUGGCAAAGAAAGAUGAGUUAAUCAAGUAAUCACACCAAAACACUUUCAAUUCAGCCAUGAAACUGUACAAUUUCGGCCAUGAAACAAUGUAAAGGAGAGGCACAUGGGGCUAUGAAAUCAUACAAUGCAAAGGACUGGUGUACUCUCAGGUAAAUGGUGAACUUAAAAAAAUAGACUUUAUUCAAAGUAGUGUCUCCAAGAAGGUUCAUCUGUGAACAUGUUAAGGAUCGCUGGACUCUUAUAUGUUAAUUCAUGGAUUCGAUUAUGAUCAGGAAUGAUCCUCAGUUUUUAAAGCAAACUCAAAGAACUAGCUUAGUCUACGGCAACAAAAUAAUAGUACAGGACCCACUGCAGAUUGGUGUAGUAAUACAAGAGAUGUGACCAGAGAUGAGAAGAAAGAGACCCAAAAAAUGAUCAGAAGCAGAAAUGGGAGCCCAGAAGUGCAGCUGACCAGAAGCAUUUCAGUGUCAGAUCACACGCAGCCUCCUCUGUAAUGAGAUCACAGCACGUCUCAUCAGUUACUGGUUUUCAUUAUGGUGACACUUAACACUCAUGAAAACUAUCUUUCAGAUCAUUCAGAGCAUAAGGAUGGGCAUGUGAGAAAGCCAGGGAUUUGACACCACCUCCCUCCCACUGGAGGGGGGAGGACAACGGAAGCGGUCAGCCAGUUUCUGCGGGAAACAAGCAGGCCACACGGAAUAGAAAAAAACGCUCCCCUACUUGUUCCCUGAUCACUUCAUCGUGGAUGUCAGACCAAAUUGCCUUCUCACAGGACAUCUUGGUGCAUCCGUGUUCUCAAGCGGAAAGGACAUUUUGCUUUUCUGUUGGCAGGAUUAGUAGCCACGCGGGUCGUCCGCAGCAGUGCUGUCUUUUUGGUUUUUCCCUUGGUUUCACUAAUGCGUGCAUGUGGCCCUCUGAACGAUCACUGGUUUACUUUCUAUGGAUACAAUCUCUCCUCCAUUGAGAAUUGAUUUUACAAAUAAAUGUCUUCGUUCAACCUUA
Messenger RNA from Pan troglodytes (chimpanzee), 1754 nucleotides. RefSeq names its product stress associated endoplasmic reticulum protein family member 2 (gene SERP2). The record is from RefSeq and is a predicted model, not a curated record. Lineage: Eukaryota; Metazoa; Chordata; Mammalia; Primates; Hominidae. Gene Ontology annotation, biological process: endoplasmic reticulum unfolded protein response. The coding region runs from base 149 to 574 and encodes 141 amino acids. The transcript has 8 exons. Gene Ontology annotation, cellular component: endoplasmic reticulum.